CCUUCAGCAAAGGCACUAGGCUUCAAAAGUUAUCACCCUGUUAAGCGCCUCCUCCCGCUUCGCCUUGCCAAUCUCCAGGCUCGAGGUCGCUUCACGUGCUCUGGCCAGGGGGCUGUAGAGGGGAAUCUAUUUUUCGCGCCCGCGCUUACUCUCCCUCCGCGCCCCACCGCCGUCCCACGAAGCGAGCGCCAGGCGAGGGAGGCACCCUCCCCACCAACUAGAGCAAAGGCGCGCAGGCAAAGCUGGGGCUCUUCCCAACCUUCUUCCAGAGGGAACAGCAGCCACACCGCCAGCCGCUCUCCGCCCCACACUCGGCUUGCUCGGGGUCCCACUCCGCCGCUCCGCGAGGACCCCCUGCAUGCGGCCGGAGCAGCUGGUGGUAGCCAGGGCGCGAGCCCCGCCGCUUCUCCUCCCUCGCCGCGCCGCGCCUCGCCGCGCCUUCCUGCCUGCGACCCCCUCAGCCUAGACGCGCCGCGGAGAGGAGAGGCGAGGCGAGGCGAGGCGAGGCGAAGAGGGCAUUUCGGGCCGGCGGGGGAGACAAUGAACAGCGCCAAAAGCGAGCAAGAGCUCAGCCCGGCCGAGGCGAACCUGCAAGAGGAAGAGGUACGGACACUCUUUGUCAGUGGUCUGCCCCUGGACAUCAAACCCCGAGAGCUCUAUCUCUUGUUCAGACCAUUCAAGGGUUAUGAAGGUUCUCUUAUUAAACUCACUUCAAAGCAGCCUGUGGGUUUCGUUAGCUUUGAUAGUCGCUCAGAAGCAGAAGCUGCUAAGAAUGCUUUGAAUGGAAUUCGUUUUGACCCAGAAAUCCCUCAGACGCUCCGACUAGAGUUUGCAAAGGCCAACACGAAGAUGGCUAAGAGCAAAUUAGUGGGAACGCCUAAUCCCAGCACUCCUGCCACCCCCAAUGCCGUACCUCAGUUCAUUACCAGAGAGCCAUAUGAACUCACAGUGCCUGCACUUUACCCCAGUAGCCCUGAAGUGUGGGCGCCGUACCCUCUCUACCCAGCGGAGUUAGCACCUGCUCUACCUCCGCCUGCUUUCACCUACCCUGCUUCACUGCAUGCCCAGAUCCGCUGGCUCCCUCCCUCAGAGGCUACUUCUCAGGGCUGGAAGUCCCGUCAGUUCUGCUGAAUCCUGUGUACCAGGUGUGUGAUGGCGGCUACACUCUGUCUUGUGGGUAUUAAUACAUUCUUCCAAAGUCGCUACUGGUGUCUUACCUUCAUCUUCCAAAUUGCAGUGUGG
Candoia aspera is the source of this 1242-nucleotide messenger RNA. RefSeq names its product RNA binding protein, mRNA processing factor (gene RBPMS). The transcript is spliced from 8 exons. Bases 541 to 1131 code for a protein of 196 amino acids. The record is from RefSeq and is a predicted model, not a curated record. NCBI's taxonomy places the organism in Eukaryota, Metazoa, Chordata, Lepidosauria, Squamata, Candoiidae. Gene Ontology annotation, molecular function: mRNA binding.